Ilex paraguariensis (yerba mate) is the source of this 1265-nucleotide messenger RNA. Lineage: Eukaryota; Viridiplantae; Streptophyta; Magnoliopsida; Aquifoliales; Aquifoliaceae. The record is from the annotation of a GenBank genome assembly.
AAAAAGACAGAAACUGCAGUUGCCUCGAACAAUCACCACUCGCCGUAUCAUUUCUCUGCAACAAUGAGGACAAAAAAAAACCUUUUCAUUGCUGCUCGGAAAACUGACAAACCCCACACAACAAACACUAAAGAAGAAAAGAAAUACAAAUGAGAGAGAGAGAGAAAGAAGAAAAGAAAGAUCACCAACUAAACACCCUUUCUCUUUCUCCUUUCAUGAUGAACAUUAUAUCUAGUAGCCCUUAAAAGCUUCAAGCAAGCUCCCAAAGGCCCCUUCCCAUGUUGUGUCUCUUGACUAUUGGAUUAUAGCUUUUGGGUAUAGUCAAAUGACAACUAUAGAGACACGCAACACUGACAUAGAAGGCAUUGAUGGUGGUCUACGGCGUAACCGUCGCCGCCGCCGUUGCCGGAGACCGUCUGUCGCCGGCAGCAGCGAGACCACCAAUGACGGAAGCCUCUGUUUGUCGGACUCCGAAUCUGACGGCCAGUGGGGGAACUCACCUCUGGGCUCAACUACUAGUGGGUCUUGUGAUGAAUACGGGUCCUCAACAGAGCCGCAAAAUCGUAUUCGGAGACAGUUUGAUUCUGUGUCAGAGCGUGGCUUGUCAGAGGAUAAUGUUGAUUUGGAGAGUGGUGAAUUGGAGGUGAAAGUGCGUUCGAGUAAGGAGGAGAGAGAUUGUAGAAUUUGCCAUUUGAAUUUAGUUAGUGGUGGUGGUGGUGAUCAAGAUGGUAUGGUUACUAUUGAAUUGGGUUGUUCCUGUAAGGGUGAUUUGGGUGCUUCCCACAGGCAAUGUGCCGAGACUUGGUUCAAGAUUAAGGGUAACACAACGUGUGAAAUCUGUGGUGCUACUGUACGCAAUGUUGUUGGAGAGCAGACAAAUGAGGCAAACAAUGCUACAGGAGCAGCUUCAGCACCACCUGUGAAUCUAGCUGAGACCCGAUGUGUCUGUCAAGGCCGCUGGAUCAUGAAUUUCCUGUUUGCCUGCAUGAUUUUUGCCUUCGUCAUUUCUUGGCUAUUUCACUUCAAUAUACUACCUUGAAUCCCUCAAUGAGUGCUGUGGCUUCUUCCUUUGAUUUAGGUGAUAAAGGGCAGCUCCAUUCUCUUUUUGUCUGCAUUUGUAUGUUGGUCUUAAAUUUAAGUAGGAAUCAGUGAGGCCAUUGUGUUACACAACGGGCUAUAUUUAUAAUUAUCUCAUGUAGUUUUGGACUGUUGGCUUCUUGUAUUCUCUCUUUCACCUGGUGUUAAGAAUCUACAAUGGAAGUUGA